UGGCCACAACGUAAAACUUUAAAAAAUGUACAAACUAUAUGACAUUAUCAUUUAUCAUAUUCAUUUUACUUUGGCUUUUAGUGAAAUAAUGUAUUUGAUUAAUUACUCAAAAUAACUCAUUGUUGGAAGAAUGUGAAAUUAAGCAUUUCUAUUACACACAUACAUUUCGAUAAUGUCGCUUAACGACGAACAAAACCAAGAGCAAAACACUUCGAAACUGGUAAUGACCACAUUUUACAAAGUGGCCAACAGAGAUGGCGUCACAGCUGGAGACAUUACCAGAUACCUUCAGGAUAAGUUCGGCGACGUGUGGAGAUCUAACACGUUGACGGGGAAGGCCGAGGAGACCUUGCAGAGGAGUGUCGCCAUGGGUUUCUUGGAGAAGUGUGGGGACAGAUAUAUUGCAAAAUUGGUACGUGAAAUGGGAUGUCGCCGACGCAGACGUCGCAGCCGGAGACGUAUGCGUCGUCGUCGCCGCAGUUGUAGGCGCCGAAGACGUCGACGUCGAGUCUGUUGUUGCGGAUAGUUUUAAAUGUCUUUAAAUAAAUUAUAAAUUUCUGCGAUAUUAA
Messenger RNA from Achroia grisella, 569 nucleotides. RefSeq lists its product as uncharacterized. The transcript has a single exon. Lineage: Eukaryota; Metazoa; Arthropoda; Insecta; Lepidoptera; Pyralidae. The coding region runs from base 173 to 526 and encodes 117 amino acids. The record is from RefSeq and is a predicted model, not a curated record.